Entamoeba dispar SAW760 is the source of this 1002-nucleotide messenger RNA. RefSeq names its product beta-1,3-N-acetylglucosaminyltransferase, putative. The transcript has a single exon. The coding region runs from base 1 to 1002 and encodes 333 amino acids. The record is from RefSeq and is a predicted model, not a curated record. Gene Ontology annotation, molecular function: hexosyltransferase activity. NCBI's taxonomy places the organism in Eukaryota, Evosea, Mastigamoebida, Endamoebidae. Gene Ontology annotation, cellular component: membrane.
AUGUUUUCUUUAUUAAUUGUUCAAUGUUAUAUUACUCUGAGUUUUGCUCAAAACAACAACAAAGAUGUAUUUAUAGAUCACCUUCAACGGCGAUAUGUUAAAUCAUUCUAUGGUGAAAAGUUUAACGUUGAAGAAUCAUAUCCAUUAAGAGUCAACAUAGAAGAAUAUGCCAACCUAAACCAGAACGUUGCCUUAGGAUUUGAGAAAGAAAAAACAAAAAGUUAUCCUGAGCGAUUAUGGUUAGCUAUUAUUCAUACUAUGCCAAAUAAAAUAAGUCAUAUUCAAAACACAAGAAAUACUUGGUGUAGAGAAGAAUACCAACAACGGUAUGGAUUUAAAUGUAUUUAUGUUCUUGUUGAGUCAUCAGUUCGUCAAACAAAACAUUUGAAUGAUUUAUUAAAAUUAAAUGAGACAUACCAUGACAUUUAUUUCAUUGAUAUGCCUGAUUUAAAUGAACAUUGGUUUACUUUACAACAAAAAAAUAUUAAUGCUUACAUUAUGGCAUUAAACAUAUUUCCUGAUUAUUCUUUUUAUUCCAGAGUUGAUGAUCAAAUACUUGUUACUGUUGAUAUACUAUCUUCAUUUUUAAUGAAUCACCUCACAAACUCCACUGUUGUUGGUGAAAUGGUUAAACAUCGCCCUAAUAGGAACCCAAGAAAUAAAUAUUAUGACCCAUUAGCAAUUAACAUUCCAAAAUACUUUCCAUUUCCUGCAGGUUACUUAUCUAUUUUUAGUCAGGACAUUAUUAAAUUUAUUGGGAAAUGGGAAAAUUAUUACACCUUUGCCCCAAGUUCAUUAGAAGAUCCUGGGUUUGGUCACUGGAUUUAUAAAUUUGCAAAUACUACAAAUCAACGAGUUGAUUUAUUAACACCAGAAAAUUGGGGUGGAAACACAAAAAACACAUACGGUGAUUAUAUUAUAUUUCAUGACCAAAGGGGUAGAUUAAAUCAAACUGAGUUCCUUAAAAGAAGAAUAGAAGAUGGAUAUAUGAAAGAGUUUUAA